CCAGAAGAAAGAAAAUAAAAUAAAAUUAAAUCUCUCUUCUACCUUUCUUUCUCUUUUUUCUUGAGAGCUUACAAUAAUAAAUUAACAGUGAUUAUAAUGAUAACAAUUAAUAUUUUGGGUGGUUGUGAUUAACUGUAGAUGAAAUUUUGCCUUUUGUCCUUUCAAGAAGCAAGAGGCCCCCUUUAUGUCAGAAGAAAAUCUCCAACUUCCAAUCUUCAAUGCUCAUUUGUCCUUCUUCCAUUAUUCAUACCCAUAAAGUGGCUUGUGUCAGAGUUAGUUAGUACUAGGAUUCAUCACAGGAUAAAAAUUCACCGUGACACGCUUCGCCCUCUCUCUACACAAACCCUAGCUGUAGUUCUUUCUUUUCUUUUCUUCUGUUCUUCUUCUUGUAGCCAUGACUUCAGUCCACCCAAAUUCUACUACAACAACCAGGUUUGCUCGUAGAUUUCUCAUUUCCCUUUCCAGGAUGAGAAGACCAAUAACGCUUGGUCCUCCUUCUGAUGAGGAAGUCUGCAGAAGAACCCGUAGGAUAAAGCUUGCUGCUUAUUCCUCCAUGGCUCGUGCUGUUGGGUCGAGAAGGGCUUGGAGCCGAGCACUUCUUUUGAAGGUAAGAAACCGUGUCAGGUUCCAGGGAAUUUUGAGAAAUAGAUUCUUGGCUUCUAAGAAGAAAAGGGUUAUCAAAAGAAAUAAGGCUUCAGGAGAGAUGAACAAGACUGAUAUGCUUCGAAAGCUGGUUCCUGGUGGGGAAACUAUGGAUAUUUGUGGGUUGUUGGAGGAAACUGCGCAUUAUAUGGCAUCUCUUGCCACGCAGGUUAAGGUGAUGCAAAGUAUAGUGGAUCAAUACUCGAAAUGAUCAUAUAUUGGAAAGGAAAAAGGAAAGGGAAGUACUGAAACAAGAAUAAUAAGAUAGAGAAGAUGCUGUGUAGACGAGGACAAGGAUCAAGAUGGGGUGGUAAUUAACUGGUGAGUAUCUAUCUAAAAAGAAAAAAAAAAAUUAAUAGUUAUGGUAUACUUGUGUAGAUCAUCAAAAAGGUACGGUUGUAUGUCAGAAGCUCACACAGAAUUUAGCUUUUUCUUGUAUGGGUUUUUGUUUUGUUGUACAUAGAUAAAGUCUGACAGAGAUCUAAUCUUAUAUUUGUAUACUUUCUUUAUCUGUGA
This is a messenger RNA of Hevea brasiliensis (rubber tree), 1158 nucleotides long. Its product is annotated as transcription factor IBH1. Lineage: Eukaryota; Viridiplantae; Streptophyta; Magnoliopsida; Malpighiales; Euphorbiaceae. The record is from RefSeq and is a predicted model, not a curated record. The coding region runs from base 395 to 853 and encodes 152 amino acids. Gene Ontology annotation, biological process: regulation of DNA-templated transcription. The transcript has a single exon.